AUGUCGGACUUCACUCCCAAUGAAGAGUCAUCCAUAGGUUCACCAGCUCACAAAACAUCCUCUCCCGGCUCUCCGCCGCGCCGCAAUCUCGAACUGCUUUCUACAACUCCUCCCGGUUCGCCACCAUCGCUCGCAUUGAGCCUUCUUUCCGUUGACAAGCACGACACUGUCCAACCGGCCCCGAAUCCCAGUAGCAAAGUUGAAGGAGGAGUCUUCACGAUGGAUAAAAAGCUGCGCCAGAACAAACCUCGGCUCCUGCUUAUGGGACAGCGACGGAGCGGGAAAUCCUCAAUUACUAGUGUGGUCUUCCACAAAAUGCCCCCUCAAGAGACUCUCUUCCUCGAAUCUACGACGCGUAUUCAAAAAGACUCGGUCAGAUCAUUCAUGGAUUUCCAAGUCUGGGAUUUUCCUGGCCAACUUGACUAUUUCGAUCCUACGUUCGACACCACAGAAAUCUUCUCGGAAAUCGGCGCUCUUGUCUGGGUCAUUGACGCGCAGGAUGACUACAGUGACUCUUUGAAUCGGCUCACCACGACAAUACUAAACCUCCAGAACGCGUUUCCGCACAUCAAUGUUGAGGUAUUCGUCCACAAAAUUGACAGCCUCAACGAAGAGUUACGCUCCGACAUCUAUCAGGACAUUGUACAACGUGUCAACGACGAUCUCAGCGACGCUGGAUACAUCAACCCCAACAUCACCUAUCACCUAACAUCCAUCUACGACCAUUCCAUCUUCGAAGCUUUCAGUAGGGUUAUCCAGAAGCUCGUUCCCCAGCUCAACACCCUCGAAAACCUCCUCACCAUUCUUGUCAACAACUGCGGAAUGGCCAAAGCGUACCUAUUCGACAUUCUGAGCAAGAUCUAUGUCGCCAGUGAUAGCGGACCAAUCGAUAUGGAAGUCUACGAGAUGUGUUCGGAUUACAUCGACGUCAUUGUUGACAUCACAGACAUCUACGGAUACGAACGCAGUCACAACAAGGUGCUCGGAGAACAGAUGCAGGAAGCAGAAUCUUCGGUCACGGUACAUGAUGGAACGAUGAUCUACUUGAAGGAGAUGAAUCGGUAUCUAUGCCUGGUGGCUGUUAUCAAGAAUGAUGGGGCAAACGACAAAAAAGGCCUGAUUGACUACAACUGCCACAUCUUCCAGGACGCACUUAACGAGGUCUUUGCCCGAAACUGGGAGAAGGACAAGGCAGCGGCGAAUGGAAAUGGGGAUCAACAAGCCGCCAAUGCUGCUGAAGUGUAG
Molecule: messenger RNA, 1245 nt
Organism: Exophiala spinifera
Lineage: Eukaryota; Fungi; Ascomycota; Eurotiomycetes; Chaetothyriales; Herpotrichiellaceae
Exons: 5
Coding region: 1-1245 (414 amino acids)
Biological process (GO): cellular response to amino acid stimulus; positive regulation of TOR signaling; regulation of autophagy
Cellular component (GO): fungal-type vacuole membrane; Gtr1-Gtr2 GTPase complex; nucleus
Molecular function (GO): GTP binding; GTPase activity
Source: RefSeq, a predicted model, not a curated record